Molecule: messenger RNA, 870 nt
Organism: Vittaforma corneae ATCC 50505
Lineage: Eukaryota; Fungi; Microsporidia; Nosematidae
Exons: 1
Coding region: 1-870 (289 amino acids)
Source: RefSeq, a predicted model, not a curated record
AUGAUUGCCGAUCAGUGCAGUGAAACAACUACAAAUCAAGUCAGAUGCUGGUAUGCAGAAGCAAAAGACAUCUUUUCUGCUAUAUUCAAUUCCAGAUAUGGCCAGGAGCAGACUUUGUUUAAUGAAGCUGCCAGGUACUUUAAGUUGGACAUACAAAAUAAAGCAACCAAAAAACUAACACUGUACGAGCAAAUAAGGGACAUGUUUCUAUCAACAUCGAUCAAUAGCGAGCUAAGACGAAAGCUUGGCAUGCUUGGUAUAAGGUCUUGGCAGAUUUAUUUUAUUUUUGACAAUUGGCUAUUUCCAUUUUUUGGAAGUUAUUGGCGAAUUAUAGUUCUGGCCAUUAUGAUUGUCUUGUUUUAUUUUAAUCGCUACUUUGUUGUAAAAUCGACUGUUCCGUUUUUCAUUGUGAAUCUGUUGUGUUUGUAUUUCGCAAUAGUGUCAAUGUUCACUAGCGAAGCAUAUAUGGCGGCUAUAUUCAGAUUUUCAAUUAGCCCGACCAAUAAUCAAAAUAGUAGCUAUGACGAAGUAGACUAUUUCAUGAGGCUUCAGACUAUUGAAUGGGUUAUUUUGAGCAUAUUUAUCGCCACAACAUGCAUGUUCAUUUUGUUUUUUCACGUGAUUUCAGAUGGAGAAUCGCAGCCUUAUAAUAAUUUUAAAUAUACAGUAAUGAGGUGCAUGGUUGUGAUAUUUGUCUUAUUUUAUCUGGUAUGUGAUGUGUUAUUUAGCACAGUGCAAGAUUACGUUAUUGUCCGGGCAUUUGGGUUACAUGUACUGAAUGGGCUUCUGUGCUAUCUUUAUGCUUUCGGCUUCAUAUCUUAUGUACUUAUUUAUUUUACCCGUAUAUUCUUAGACGAGGAAGGUAUCUAA